UAUAACUUGGCAUCUUAUCAAAGGCCACUCUUUAGGUUCGUUUACAGACGUAAACGUUGUGAGCCUGAUGUGUACUCAACUUUAAAAUGAGGUUACAUCUGUGGGAUUGUCUAUCAGAACAAGCCAACAUUAAAAGAAUAUCGUCUAAGUAUUGCCUAGCGGACAUUCACCAAAUAUCAUAUCAGUUUGUGUUGUUCGGUGCUCUGUUCCUGGCGCAUUUAUUAUAACACUGCCUUAAUGUUUACUGCAUGUUGCGCUAUUUUACGACGUGCUUUUAAGGUCUCGUUGGUUAUUGUACUGUUCUGCAUAGUGUUUUCCUGAAACCUGAAACAUUAGCCAUCAAAAAAUCUAAUUGUUUUCAGCGGUUUUGUCCCCUCCUGCAGAUCGACUAGCUUGUGACUGAAAGCGCCAAAAGAUCAUCAUCCGAAGUUAAUUCCUGUGAAAGUUGGAUUCUUCUCGAGUGCGUUUGAUGGAUUCACUCUUGCACUGCACUGUUUGUCCUAUCGAGCAAGAUUCUGCGACAGCGACACUUAACGCGACAGCUUGGACAUCUUAGGUGAUACGUCCCAGUUGAGCCGCUACCGGCGGAUGUGAGUGGAUCCGCCGCAGCGAGAUCGACCGUGCUAAUUUACAGCCGGCAUUCGUUGCAUCUUAAAAGACAUUCAGCGCGUUUAGCUGCUGUGCUGCUACUAUUGGCACAGUCCAAUAUGGAUUCUCAAGCAUGCUUCACGUCACCCAUCGGACUGACCAAUCAGAGCGCGGCAUUUUCUUCCUUUGCGCGCAACUUUCCCCGUUUACUGCAGCCAUCCUACGACGUGCAUUCCUAUUCUCCUGACAAGGAGGAAAAAGAGCUCUUUCUGAGCCACUCCGAACACAACAAAUAUGUGUUAUCAGAAUGCGGCAACUGCGAUAAGACGCAAUAGUGAGUUCCUGAACAUAGGCUCCAAUAACGGCGGCUGCGUCGUGGGCGGCGUUGAUAACGGCAGCAAUAUGAGUGUGCCGGCCGGAAGUCGAACCCCCCACGAAGUUAAUGGCGGUGAACCGACCAACUUGUCGGUCAAGAUUCCGCCUGCUGACGCACAAGCCACAACCAAUCAGAGUAACACCGGAACACGCCUCAGUUUACGCGAGAUCUUGCAGAACAACAAACCCGAAGAAUGUGACGACAUUCAGUCGAACGCCGAUGACCAUCACGAUAACGCCAGCCAUGUGGAUUCCUUUUCUGAGAAUGAGAGUGACGAUGAUAUGGGUAAUAAGCCGGAAGAGAACGGAGCGAGCCUGACAAUGGGCGCGAUUAUGGGAAACGGGGAAAGCAUGUCAGAAAACGGUAGCGAUGUACAGAUGAAGAAAAGCCGAGUGGAAAGCAUUGUCUCCAGUAUUCGUGCACCAUCAAACGGCACCUCCUCACCGGAAAACUCGGAAAGUAUCGGCGGGGAAAGCCGUAAAACUAAGCGCAAACAGGUGUAUCCCAAGCAACAAAUUGACAGUGACAACGGCAUGGUGAACGAAAAAGAUUUAUGGCGGAAGCAACUGCUGAUGAUGCAGCAGCAAAUCAACGUUAUGCAGGAACGCUAUGACAACCUGCCAAGCUUCCGUGGCGGCGGCAUUAAACGCCAGCUGGAUGACAUAGAUGGACCGGCCGGAGGAAACGACUUUAUGAUCCCUGUUAUUGAGCGUGGCCUGGAGAAUGUGCAGGUUAGCAAUGAGGAAGUCAGGAAGUUGGCCGUGCUGAUAUCGGCGGAAAUCCAAGAGCAAAUCAACCCAAUUAUCUCCUCCGUUUUGGCGAAGUAUAUUCGCAAGCCCAAGGAGAACGCCCCGCCCCCGGCUAAAAAUAAGGCACGCACCCGAACGCCGACACCGGCGCCUCAAGCGGAAACACCAGCCCGAUCGCCCUCGGUGGCCAGUCAGGCCGUGCGCGCGGUGAAAAUCGAGCGAACCAAACAACCAGUCAACCAGCUGCCCGGCGAAAUGGUUCACACCAACAAGCACUUCACUCCGCUGUACAGUAUGGGUUUUCCGCCCCGACCGUUCUUCAGUAACGAAAGCAAACUGGGCAAUGAUUUCUUCAGUAUGUCGCACUUUGCGGCCGCGGCCAUGGCGUCCGCCGCGCCCACCAUGUACAAUCCGCAUUUUCAGAAUUUCCUCCGACCCGGUUCUACCCGGAACAGACAGGAGGCCAUUCCGCUGGUGGUCUCACAGAAAAAGAAGCGUCAUAAGGUCACCGAUACGCGCAUCACACCGCGCGUAAUGAGUAAAGUGAUGAACCAGAAGGAGGAGUUGGUGUCCGACAACCGCAAAUUCCUCCCGUCGUCCCCAAAUGCGGUCAACGGCGCCGUGCACAUGGGUUUCAGCGCCAGUAGCCAUCCGUUGCUGGCACGAUCUCUGGCGACGCAGAGUGCACUGAAUCAUUCCGAAUCAUCGGCCUUCCAUCCGUCGGGAUUGGAUGUCAGUCGAACACUGUUACCGGCGGGCGGCGGUAACUUUUACGCCCACCCCGGACUGGACAGGCGGGAUGUAGUCAGUCCGACAGAGAACAGUAUGGAAAACGGAAGUAACGACAUGAAUGAACAGAACUCGCUGGACGGAAGCGACUCCGCUACCGAAAUAUCCGGUGGUCGCCAGCCAAGUGCUCCUUUUCCUUCGAGAGGCGAUUCCCUGACUUUCGCCCACUCGAGCACAUUAACGCCCAUGCAUUUGCGUAAAGCCAAAUUGAUGUUCUUCUACACACGCUAUCCCAACUCGGCCACGCUGAAGACCUUCUUCCCGGAUAUCAAAUUCAAUAAAAAUAACACGGCCCAACUUGUCAAAUGGUUUUCCAAUUUCCGGGAGUUCUACUAUAUCCAAAUGGAGAAGUAUGCCCGGCAAGCCUUAGCAGAAGGACUAGAAAAUGCCGACGAUAUUCAAGUCUCCAAGGAUUGCGAAUUAUACCGGACGCUAAACUUGCACUACAAUCGUAAUAACCAUAUCGAGGUCCCCGAUGCCUUUCGUGAAGUGGUGGAAGAGACGCUUAAAGAGUUUUUCAAGGCGAUCCAAGUUAAUCGGGACCAGGAGCCGUCAUGGAAAAAAGCCAUUUACAAAAUCAUCAAUCGAAUGGAUGACAUUAUUCCCGAAUAUUUCAAGUCGGCUCACUUUUUGGAGCAACUUGAAUAAUCCUGAUCAAAAAACCCCCAACGUAUCAACAAAUACCGUCCAACGUGCGUUUCCCCCUUGAGUUGUACUGACAGUUUAUUAGUCUCGUAAAUUUUCGGUCAGGAUUGUGGAGAAUAGGAGAUGCAUAUUCCGUCGUGAUCUGAGAAAACCAUUCCAGCAAAAAUACAGUGUUCUUCGGUCGGCUUUAAAUGUCCGAGUCAGUGAGACCAUUUCAUUCCUAAAUUUUUGUUUCAUUUUAUUUGUGUUGGUGCAAAAUGCCUUCGGUUGAUUACAUCUAGUCGCUGUCUUCGCUAUCCUGUCUGGAAAAGAAUGCAAGUGUUUAUCGAGAAAUUUUCGGUUCUGUAUGGUAAUUUCUUGUUCCUCUUCGACCUGUAGCCUAAUUGUGCGAAUCCAGUUUUGUACAGAGUGCUUGUCGUUACUACGUAUUUUUAUGUUUCUUCUGCACUGCUUCUUUGAUCUGCGCGGUAAAUAGUUCCUAAUUUG
This is a messenger RNA of Paramacrobiotus metropolitanus, 3633 nucleotides long. RefSeq lists its product as uncharacterized. Gene Ontology annotation, cellular component: nucleus. Gene Ontology annotation, molecular function: DNA-binding transcription factor activity, RNA polymerase II-specific; RNA polymerase II cis-regulatory region sequence-specific DNA binding. The record is from RefSeq and is a predicted model, not a curated record. Gene Ontology annotation, biological process: regulation of transcription by RNA polymerase II. Lineage: Eukaryota; Metazoa; Tardigrada; Eutardigrada; Parachela; Macrobiotidae.